Messenger RNA from Octopus sinensis (East Asian common octopus), 1564 nucleotides. RefSeq names its product inhibitor of growth protein 1. Gene Ontology annotation, cellular component: nucleus. Gene Ontology annotation, biological process: positive regulation of DNA-templated transcription. NCBI's taxonomy places the organism in Eukaryota, Metazoa, Mollusca, Cephalopoda, Octopoda, Octopodidae. The coding region runs from base 302 to 1069 and encodes 255 amino acids. The record is from RefSeq and is a predicted model, not a curated record. The transcript has 4 exons.
AAAAGAGAGAGAGAGAGUAAAGGAAGGAGAGAGAGAAGAAAAGAGAGAGACGGAGAGGAAGAGAAGGAAACCCUGAUGUUGUUUCCUCGACAAAACGGUUAAACAAGUCAAUGUGUGCUCGUCUUUAUUUUUUUCCCAUCGCGAUUUUUAUCCAACAAACAUAACAAAUUGAUAACAAAAAGGGGGCUAAUGUGAUUAAUACAUCGACUAUUGUGGAAAUAACGAAACGAAACACACAUUUCAUACAUAUAUUCAACCACAAAAUAAUAAUAACAACAAAUUGCUGCAUGGGGAAAACAAGAUGACGACGUUAAAUCAAGCUGCGGUCGAGGCAUUAUGUUCGGCAACCUAUCUUCAGAAUUAUUUAGAUAUUAUGGACAAUUUACCUGAUGAUCUACAACGAAAAGUCACACAAUUGCGCGAGUUGGAUUCGCAAUGUAAAGAAAUUAUGCAAGAUAUUAAUCGCCAUCAUUUGUGUAUGUAUGAAGCCGAUGGCCCUGCAAAGCGGAAGUCCUUCAUUAUAUUCCAACGUGCAUUGUUAAGGUUCCAAGAAAUAGGGGAUGAAAAGCUAAACAUGAUGACCCUUAUUAUCGAUCUAAUUGAGAACCGGUCCCGGCAGCUGGAACAAGACCGAGAAAACCUAGAUCCUUCUUUAGGGAAAGACAAUGAUAAAGAAGAUUUGACCAAUGCUAAAGUCAAACAGGAAAAUGACAGAAAUGAGAAAGCAGGCAGCAAAAGACAGCGCCGACAAAAGACACAUGAUAUUAGUAAAGAUGAAGAGAAGAAGGAGGAGAAAGACAGAGUGCCAAGAAAGAAGAAGAAGAGGAAAACUAAGAAAGAAAAGGAAAGUGAGAAAUCUCCAAUUGAUCCGCCUAUCGAUCCUGAUGAGCCAACAUACUGUGAAUGUAACCAGGUGUCGUACGGAGAGAUGAUCGGCUGUGAUAACGACUUGUGUCCUAUAGAGUGGUUUCACUUCAGCUGUGUAAACUUGACUUCCAAACCAAAGGGGAAGUGGUACUGUCCAAAAUGUCGUGGGGACAAGAGCAAUGUGAAACGACAGGACAAGUAGCUCUCAAUCUGUCCCUUUUCCUGAACAACUCAUCUCAUCCCUCAUGUGUGCUUGUGUGUGUGUGUGUGUGUGUGUGUGUGCAUGUGUGUCUAUCUCUGUGCCAUGUAUGUUUCAGUUUUUUUAAUAUACCAUGGUGCAGUUACUCUCAACCAUUACAUUCAACAAGAACCGACAGCAACAUCAGUAAUAACAAUAAAAAAUUAAAAAAAUGAAAGCAACAAAUAUCUUGUUCAGUAAGACACUUCUCACAUUCAACAAUUUGUUAGGAAAGUAUUAUUAUUAUUAUUCUAACUCUUUGUUUAGCAGUCCUUCACCACCACCCCCUGCCCACUUCCUGUCUGUUUCUCUCAGUGUACUGUGUGUCUGUGUUCUAUUAGGACAUGACAACAUAUUGCUGUCAUGGUAACUUAGUUUUUCUUUACCCCUUCCACCCCAUGUCUUCUAGUGUAAUGUGACUAAACAAGACAAAAAAAAAAGAAAGGAAGAAAAAUGAUA